Messenger RNA from Durio zibethinus, 2075 nucleotides. Its product is annotated as non-specific phospholipase C3-like. Gene Ontology annotation, molecular function: hydrolase activity, acting on ester bonds. Gene Ontology annotation, biological process: phospholipid catabolic process. NCBI's taxonomy places the organism in Eukaryota, Viridiplantae, Streptophyta, Magnoliopsida, Malvales, Malvaceae. The record is from RefSeq and is a predicted model, not a curated record.
AGGCUACCGGUGCUAUUUACCUUUUCAAUUUCAUAUUUUUCUUGCUUUUCAAUUAUAUAUUCCUGCAACUCCAUAAACGUUACGCUAAAACUCACUCAUCUCCUUUUGCCAAAAAAAAAAAGACUAGACAAGAAAAACCAAACACAACAAAAACAAAACAACAAUGGCAGCUGAAACAAGCUCUGCUACUUUAUCUCCAAUCAAAACAGUGGUUGUUUUGGUUCAAGAGAACCGUUCCUUUGACCACAUGUUAGGCUGGUUCAAAACUCUAAACCCGGAAAUCGACGGCGUUACAGGAUCCGAAUCCAACCCAAUUUCCACCUCCGAUCCCAACUCAACCCAAGUCAACUUCCAGGACAAAGCUGGCUAUGUUGAUCCUGACCCUGGCCACUCAUUUCAGGCCAUAUAUGAACAAGUAUCAGGCAAAACAUGGGAUACCAACAAUCCGGAUCCGAACCCGGAGAUAAAAAUGAAUGGUUUUGUACAAAACGCUGAACGAACAAAGCCAGGGUUGUCGGAGACUGUCAUGAAUGGGUUCAAACCGGAGGCAGUGCCGGUGUUUAAGGAGUUGGUGACAGAGUUCGCUGUGUGUGAUCGUUGGUUCGCGUCGUUGCCGGCGUCGACGCAGCCUAACAGGCUUUAUGUACACUCAGCAACGUCGCAUGGGGCGAUGAGCAACAACACACAGCAGCUCAUUGAAGGGUUUCCUCAAAAAACUAUAUUUGAAUCAUUGGAAGAGAAUGGAUUUAGCUUUGGGAUUUAUUAUCAAUCUUUUCCAUCUACGGCUUUUUACAGGAACCUUAGGCAAUUGAAAUAUGUGGACAAUUUCCAUCAAUAUGAUCUAAGCUUCAAGCGCCACUGUGAGAAAGGGAAGUUACCAAAUUAUGUGGUGAUUGAGCCUAGAUAUUUUGACAUUUUAACAGCUGCUGCAAAUGAUGACCACCCUUCUCAUGAUGUAUCAGAGGGCCAGAAGCUAGUGAAGGAAAUCUAUGAGGCACUUAGAUCAAGUCCACAGUGGAAUGAAAUCUUGUUGCUGGUUAUAUAUGAUGAACAUGGUGGUUUUUAUGACCAUGUGCCAACGCCUACUGGGGUCCCUAGUCCGGAUGAUCUUGUUGGUCCUGAGCCUUAUUACUUCAAGUUUGAUCGCCUUGGUUGCAGGGUUCCUGCCAUUAUGGUUUCUCCCUGGAUUGAGCGUGGAACAGUGUUGCAUAGGCCAUCCGGGCCAGAUCCUACAUCAGAGUUCGAGCAUUCCUCAAUUGCAGCAACACUUAAAAAGAUUUUCAAUCUGAAAGAAUUUCUAACAAAGCGUGAUGCCUGGGCUGGUUCCUUUGAUAUUGUUGUGAAUAGAAGUAGCCCAAGAACAGAUUGUCCAGAAAAAUUGCCUGAGCCUGUGAAAAUGAGAGACACUGAUGCAAAAGAAACCGCGAAACUAAGUGAUUUUCAGGAAGAAUUAGUACAAGCAGCAGCAGUAUUGAAGGGAGAUCACUUGAAAGACAUUUAUCCAUUCAAACUGGUUGAGAACAUGACAGUCUCAGCUGGUCUCAAGUAUGUUGAAGAUGCCUUCAAGAAAUUCUAUGAUGAUGGCAAGAAAGCAAAGGAAAUCAAUGGAGCUGAGGAUUCUGUUCCAGCUGAUGCACCUACUAGGACAACAACCAAAACUUUCAUGCAGAAGGUUUUCUCUUGUUUGAUCUGUGAUCACUGAUCAAACAACAAAACAAGAUCAUCUCAAUCUGCCAAGUUUUCAUCAACCAUUUUCUAGAGUGUUGUGCAUCUUAAUUUUGUGUUGCAAUGCUGCAAUUUGAAGUACUUUGGAAGGGUUUAACAAGUUUGUGGGAACCAGAAAAAGCCAGGCUCCAUUUGCAUUUUGUGGAAGGAUUUUUUUUUUCUUUUUUAUCACCAUUUUUGCUAUACUUUCUUCUCCUUCAACCAAACUUUUUGGUACAUUAGAUUUUCACAUUUAUGUAUCUUCUUUUGGCCAAUCACUUUCUGUAUUAGAGCAUACAUAUGUGAAAAGCCUUUAGACCUAUAAUUAAUUUUUGUAGAAAUAUUUUUCUAAAAUUUGUUACAAUUUACAA